Molecule: messenger RNA, 3423 nt
Organism: Schizosaccharomyces osmophilus
Lineage: Eukaryota; Fungi; Ascomycota; Schizosaccharomycetes; Schizosaccharomycetales; Schizosaccharomycetaceae
Gene: srb8
Product: mediator complex subunit Med12
Exons: 2
Coding region: 1-3423 (1140 amino acids)
Biological process (GO): regulation of transcription by RNA polymerase II
Cellular component (GO): mediator complex
Molecular function (GO): transcription coregulator activity
Source: RefSeq, a predicted model, not a curated record
AUGAGUCACAAAGAACAUAUUAGCGCCUCGGACGAAAGCAAUUCUGCAUCAACAGCUAUUAGUGAGUUGGAUGUUCGUUCUAAUCCCGAAUCGUUGUUAGAUUACCUAGCCAACAGAGAGGAAAUACCAGAUAAACGACUUUAUGAUGAAAAGACCGAUGCUCAAUCUUUUUCGUCAGUUGAAGCUAUAUCCAAAGGACAUGUGUAUACUACCUAUGUAGAAAACGAACGAGGUUCUGCUGCUCUUUCAGUAAAGAAUCACUUAAAAAAUCCAGUUGCAUUUCAAAAUCUUCACAGGUUUUCUAAAACUUUACUUUCCUCUCAAGCCAGCAUUCCAAUAAAUAUACCUUUUGCACGUUGUGACCCGCCUCCUAGAGUUCGAUUAUCGGAGACUAGAAAAACAGCGUGGCUUCAGGACCUGGCGAACGAUAAUAUUUGUUUAAGUGAACUUUCUAAAAAGAUUCCUCACGGUGUUUGGGGAAAAGAUAUAAUUCAACUUGUUCUCGAUUUUCGGGUACCUUUACCUAGAGCUAUUUGGUUUAUACGAUGUGCCGGAACUAAUGAGAUUCGAUCUUUUUUUAAAAAAUAUCCCAAUAGUGCUUCAAAGGAUUGGGUCCUUUUAUGGACGGACGUAAUUGGUGAUUUUUUAUUAAACUUUUUUACAAAUCACUUAGGAGACGACGUUCAAGCAUUUUCUAGUAAUUUUAUCUACGUUAAUAGAUUAUUUGGAAGAUUGUUGAUUGAAAAGUUAAUCAUCCCCUCGUUCUUUAUUUCAAAGGUGAUUUCCUUAAUACCUAAUCUUCCGAUGCAUGUCUAUCCAUUAAUUAUAACUUUCCUUGAUUACUUUUCUGUUACUAUCUUUCGAGACACGUCAAUCAUAAAAAACUGCGUCGCAGGACUGUUGCCUUUCUUGCUAAUUAUGUACGAAUCACCUUCCAUUGACUUAGAACUGAAAAGAAGCGUGUUGAACAAAGCUGCUGACUUCUUAUAUCGCCUUGCAUCUGUGAAUUGGGCUGGAUUUUUCUUUUUUGAAGAGUGGGAAGUACUGUACCCUAUUUUAUCUAUUAUUUGGAAACCAAAUAAAUCCCAUAACUCUUUGCUUUCAAUCUUGAAUGAUUUGAACAUCCGAGCUAUUUGCUUGGUGGAUGCAUCAGCUUCACCGAUUCGGUUCAUGCGGACGUUAAGUAGUUUCAAACCUUUUCUCAGUGCACAUUCGUUUGCAAAAAAACUGCUGCAUUAUUCUUUUACCGAGAUUAUAGCAUUCUUUUUCCGAUGGAGUAUAUACUCGAAAAGUCAAAUUCCAGAACAUCGGUUUUGUAUCUUUCUAUCAAUUUUACAGUUUUAUAAUGUGACCCCUAAUUUGGCGACUAAUCUGGUUUUAAACAGUUUGUUCCAAAUUUCUUCAGUAUCGAAUGAAGAAAGUUUUAUGGUUGCCCAGUUGCUAAACUGCCUAUCUUUAAAUGGAUAUUUUAUGUUUUCCGGGUAUAUUGCUAGGCUUGCUGCCAUGGGUUACCUUCGAGAAUCAAUGUUAAUGGCGGAUUCCAUGGAUGUGCAACGCCAGAUUAUACUUCAUCUUCCUUUGUUUCAAAUCUCUCAGCAAGUAAGAAGCAAGCUUAAUUAUAUACUGGCAAGAGGAAGCUAUAUAAUUGACUAUGAUCAAUGUUGUUCUUAUAUUGAGCAGUUUAGAAAGAGUCCUUCAAGUUUUGCAUUUAAGAAAGGUGAGAGUUUUUCCAUAAUCGUUUACACACUAUUACAAACUUUUUCCGUAUGUGAAAAUUCUAUCUACAUCAACUUUAUGGUAUUAUUUUAUAUAUAUCAUUACUGCAUGUUGAAAGAAUUCUUCGAUUGUGUCAUUUACACCCUUAGCAAGCCUCAUAUCCGUUAUUCGGUGCUCCUACUAUUUGUUAAGGCUUUCCCAAACAUUGUCAUGGAUAAACAAGUUAUAGAUCAUAUUCGUUUGUCAAAACCUGAAAGUUUGAUAGAAGGUUAUUUGCUUCACGAGAUUAAACACCUUUAUCAGUUGGACUUCGAUUUUUCUUUAAAGACGCCUGAGGAUGAAUCAUUGUGUAGAGAGAUGCAAGAUUUAUUGGGGAGUGAUUCUUUCAGCACUGGUCCUUUUGGUGAGGAUUUUAAGCCAUACAAAGCUUUGAAUAGCUUGUUUGAAGAUUUUUUUAAAGCAGAUGACGAUGAUUCAAAUUUUGCUCUGACAAAUUCUUUGAUAAUUAUGAAAAAACAUCUUGCUCUGACUGAAAACUACAGCUGCUUCACAAGCUAUAUUGCAGACAGAAUAACAGUAGAACAAGCUAAUUACUCAGUAUUCAUUACCAAAUUGUUAGAGCUUUAUGGAAACAAUGUUUUCACAAUCGGAGACUUAUGGACAAUUACAAAUCGGCUAUCAGAAACCUAUGAAGAAGGCAUGAAAGGGCAUAUCGUGGAUAUUUUCAUGAGCGCCAUCUUCGUUGAUGAGCGGAACUUAAAAAUGGUUCAUUUGUUUAAUUGUUUAUUAUGGGAUGCCAGAAAACUAAGCAUUGGGCUUGAAUUUCUAAAAUUUUUGAUACAGCAUUGCAGCAAAAGUGAGCUGAAUCUUAAGUGUAUUUGGAAUAUUCUAAGGAGUUUAGAUUUCCACGAGAUCAUUUGGGUGGUGCCUGAGAAAGAGCUUUUGAGGAGAAUAAUGGAGAAAUAUUUGUCUUUUCCGUUUCAUGGCAUGAUAAAUGAAAAUUUAAUAAAGCAGAUACUUGAAUUAGAUGAGUUUGUUGCGCAAAUGUAUGCAGCUUGGUUGACUACACUUACAAGGGAAGAAUUGGGUGAUGUUUCUGAAGAUGUGAUGGAAAACAUAUUGAUGGCAGGAUUCAUUGAAAAGGGAUUCCACUCGUGGUAUGUAAUAUGUUUGGGCCUUCCUAAUACAUUAAAAAUUUUUCAAAGAGUUUUACUUUACUCAGUGAAUAGGAAUUUGGGUUUACCAUCCCACUUCCUCUCGUUUCUAUCUACAAUUACUGAGCAUAUUGUACAUAAGAGACCGGAUGAAGUGUUCAUAAUAAAGUUUAAGGAAAGCUUGCAAAAUCUUUUUCAUAUCCUAAAGGAGCAAGUAUUGGGUGCUGAAGAUGAGAAUGAUUCACUUACAGCUAGGCUCAGAUGUUUUUCCCAGCUAGUCCUUCAAUUUCAUAAUUACCUGGAUAGAGACGAAUCUGUGGAAUCUUUACGUACGUUAUCAACGAAAAAUUAUGUAUAUAAAAACCAAUCUCUUUUUGACUUAAUGGCAUUCAUUAUCGACAAUGUCAAAUCCCAGCCACUUUACGAGGAUGAAACUUCCAUUUGCUUCAAUGCUUGGACAACUAUUGAGUGUGGGUCUUUCAGUUCGAACCUACCAGAGGCUUUAAAGGAAUUUAAUCCGCGAAAAGCUGGUCUCGAAAUCUCAAUAUGGUGA